This is a messenger RNA of Nomascus leucogenys (northern white-cheeked gibbon), 3898 nucleotides long. It is a transcript of the gene CSF3R, whose product is annotated as colony stimulating factor 3 receptor. NCBI's taxonomy places the organism in Eukaryota, Metazoa, Chordata, Mammalia, Primates, Hylobatidae. Gene Ontology annotation, molecular function: cytokine receptor activity; protein binding. Gene Ontology annotation, cellular component: membrane; external side of plasma membrane. Gene Ontology annotation, biological process: cytokine-mediated signaling pathway; immunoglobulin mediated immune response. The transcript is spliced from 14 exons. The record is from RefSeq and is a predicted model, not a curated record. The coding region runs from base 1473 to 3584 and encodes 703 amino acids.
UGUGCUGGCAUGAACCUGUAAUCCCAGCUACUCAGGAGGUGGAGGUGGGAGGAUCACUUGAGCCUAGGAGGUCAAGGAUGCACUGAGUCGUGAUCGUGCCACUGCACUCCAGCCUGAGUGACAGAGCAAGAACUUGAAGAAAAAAAAGAAAAGAAAAAGAAAACCAAAACAAAACAACAACAACAACAACAAACAGCAGGUGCAAAGAUCCAGAGAUUAGAAAGAUUAUGGAGUUUUCAAAGAAUAGCAAGAAUGAGCCAGAAUGGCUGGAGCUGAGAGACUGGUAUAAGCUGGAACUGAGAGAGUCAGGCAGGUGCCAGGCCACAGGAGCUAUGUGAAGGAUUUGAGUCUUUAUCCUAAUGAUGGCAGCAAAUACUCACGUGCCAGACACUGCUCUAAAUGCCUUCCAUAUGUUAUCGCAUGUAAUCCUUCCAGCAACAUUAAGGUAGGGACGAUUUUUAUCCCCAUUUUACAGAUGAGAAAACUGAGGCACAGGAAGUCUCAGAAAUAUACCAGGAUCAUGUAAUUAAUAAAUAAUAGAACCAGAAUUUAAACCUAGGCAGUCUAGUUCCAACAUCCACACUCAUCCAUCACACCAUACUGCCCUUCAGAGCAAUAAUGUGCCAUCGAAGUGCUACGACGGAGAUGGGGUAGCAGAAUCAGAUCUGAAUUGCGAAAAGAUUGCUGUGGCUAUGGGUUCUUAUCACUCUAAUCACUGCUUGCACCAUCCUUGGGGAGGGCACUGGGGAGUUAACAGUCUCCAUCUGGUGGUGUGCUGCUGCUGGCUUGCAAAAACUAACUGCACAUCUCUUCCCAACUCCCUGAUCAAUGAUGUCACAUCAAUAGGCUGAAAUCAGCUACGGUGAGAGCAUUUACGCCACGGAAAGGCACACACUACAAACCAGGGUCUGCUUUUCUCUGCCAAGCUAGCUGAUAAACAGUUACCAGCACAUCACUAUCUGUGUCUCACCCCCGUAGCCUCUCGAAGUCUCCGUCCACAUCCUUCCAUUUCCAGCCCCCAUGUCUUGAAGGGUGAGACAAGAAGGUGAGGGCCCUGAGUCUAGGAGUACAAAGGCCUAGAUUAUAGCCCAGCUCUGCUAGGCAGAGGAGUCGUUCCUGGCCCAUUCUGUUCCACCCCAGGUCUGGAGGAGUGCGGGCACAUCAGUGUGUCAGCCCCCAUCGUCCACCUGGGGGAUCCCAUCACAGCCUCCUGCAUCAUCAAGCAGAACUGCAGCCAUCUGGACCCGGAGCCACAGAUUCUGUGGAGACUGGGAGCAGAGCUUCAGCCCGGGGGCAGGCAGCAGCGUCUGUCUGAUGGGACCCAGGAAUCUACCAUCACCCUGCCCCACUUCAACCACACUCAGGCCUUUCUCUCCUGCUGCCUUAACUGGGGCAACAGCCUGCAGAUCCUGGACCGGGUUGAGCUGCGCGCAGGCUACCCUCCAGCCGUACCCCACAACCUCUCCUGCCUCAUGAACCUCACAACCAGCAGCCUCAUCUGCCAGUGGGAGCCAGGACCUGAGACCCACCUACCCACCAGCUUCACUCUGAAGAGCUUCAAGAGCCGGGGCAACUGUCAGACCCAAGGGGACGCCAUCCUGGACUGCGUGCCCAAGGACGGGCAGAGCCACUGCUCCAUCCCACGCAGACACCUGCUGUUGUACCAGAAUAUGGGCAUCUGGGUGCAGGCAGAGAACGCGCUGGGGACCAGCAUGUCCCCACAACUGUGCCUUGAUCCCAUGGACGUUGUGAAACUGGAGCCCCCCGUGCUGCGGACCAUGGACCCCAGCCCUGAAGCGGCCCCUCCAGAGGCAGGCUGCCUACAGUUGUGCUGGGAGCCAUGGCAGCCAGGCCUGCACAUAAAUCAGAAGUGUGAGCUGCGCCACAAGCCACAGCGCGGAGAAGCCAGCUGGGCACUGGUGGGCCCCCUGCCCUUGGAGGCCCUUCGGUAUGAGCUCUGCGGGCUCCUCCCAGCCACAGCCUACACCCUGCAGAUACGCUGCAUCCGCUGGCCCCUGCCUGGCCACUGGAGCGACUGGAGCCCCAGCCUGGAGCUGAGAACUACCGAACGGGCCCCCAUUGUCAGACUGGACACAUGGUGGCGGCAGAGGCAGCUGGACCCCAGGACAGUGCAGCUGUUCUGGAAGCCAGUGCCCCUGGAGGAAGACAGUGGACAGAUCCAAGGUUAUGUGGUUUCUUGGAGACCCUCAGGCCAGGCUGGGGCCAUCCUGCCCCUCUGCAACACCACAGAGCUCAGCUGCACCUUCCACCUGCCUUCAGAAGCCCAGGAGGUGGCCCUUGUGGCCUAUAACUCAGCCGGGACCUCUUGUCCCACCCCGGUGGUCUUCUCAGAAAGCAGAGGCCCAGCCCUGACCAGACUCCAUGCCAUGGCCCGAGACCCUCACAGCCUCUGGGUAGGCUGGGAGCCCCCCAGUCCAUGGCCUCAGGGCUAUGUGAUUGAGUGGGGCCUGGGCCCCCCCAGCGUGAGCAAUAGCAACAAGACCUGGAGGAUGGAAGAGAAUGGGAGCGCCACGGGGUUUCUGCUGAAGGAGAACAUCAGGCCCUUUCAGCUCUAUGAGAUCACUGUGACUCCCUUGUACCAGGACACCAUGGGACCCUCCCAGCAUGUCUACGCCUACUCCCAAGAAAUGGCCCCCUCCCAUGCCCCAGAGCUGCAUCUAAAGCACAUUGGCAAGACCUGGGCACAGCUGGAGUGGGUGCCUGAGCCCCCUGAGCUGGGGAAGAGCCCCCUUACCCACUACACCAUCUUCUGGACCAACGCUCAGAACCAGUCCUUCUCCGCCAUCCUGAAUGCCUCCUCCCGUGGCUUUGUCCUCCAUGGCCUGGAGCCCACCAGUCUGUAUCACAUCCACCUCAUGGCUGCCAGCCAGGCCGGAGCCACCAACAGUACAGUCCUCACCCUGAUGACCUUGACCCCAGAGGGGUCGGAGCUACACAUCCUCCUGGGCCUGUUCGGCCUCCUGCUCUUGCUCGCCUGCCUCUGUGGAACUGCCUGGCUCUGCUGCAGCCCCAAGAAGAAUCUCCUCUGGCCAAGUGUCCCAGACCCAGCUCACAGCAGCCUGAGCUCCUGGGUACCCACAAUCAUGGAGGAGGAUGCCUUCCAGCUGCCCGGCCUCGGCACGCCACGCAUCACCAAGCUCACAGUGCUGGAGGAGGACGAGAAGAAGCCGGUGCCCUGGGAGUCCCAUAACAGCUCAGAGACCUGUGGCCUCCCCACUCUGGUCCAGACCUAUGUGCUCCAGGGGGACCCAAGAGCAGCUUCCACCCAGCCCCAAUCCCAGUCUGGCACCAGCGAUCAGGUCCUUUACGGGCAGCUGCUGGGCAGCCCCACAAGUCCAGGGCCAGGGCACUAUCUCCGCUGUGACUCCACUCAGCCCCUCUUGGCGGGCCUCACCCCCAGCCCCAAGUCCUAUGAGAACCUCUGGUUCCAGGCCAGCCCCUUGAGGACCCUGGUAACCCCAGCCCCAAGCCAGGAGGACGACUGUGUCUUUGGGCCACUGCUCGACUUCCCCCUCCUGCAGGGGAUCCGGGUCCAUGGGAUGGAGGGCCUGGGGAGCUUCUAGGGCUUCCUGGGGUUCCCUUCUUGGGCCUGCCUCUUAAAGGCCUGAGCUAGCUGGAGGAGAGGGGAGGGUCCACAAGCCCAUGACUAAAAACUACCUCAGCCCAGGCUCUCACCAUCUCCAGUCACCAGCAUCCCCCUCUCCUCUCAAUCUCCAUAGGCUGGGCCUCCCAGGCGAUCUGCAUACUUUAAGGACCAGAUCAUGCUCCAUCCAGCCCCACCCAAUGGCCUUUUGUGCUUGUUUCCUAUAACUUCAGUAUUGUAAACUAGUUUUUGGUUUGCAGUUUUUGUUGUUGUUUAUAGACACUCUUGGGUGUA